This is a messenger RNA of Brassica napus (rape), 3524 nucleotides long. RefSeq lists its product as uncharacterized. The record is from RefSeq and is a predicted model, not a curated record. NCBI's taxonomy places the organism in Eukaryota, Viridiplantae, Streptophyta, Magnoliopsida, Brassicales, Brassicaceae. Bases 648 to 1382 code for a protein of 244 amino acids. The transcript has 6 exons.
AAGUAAUUUUGGAAGAUGUUAUACAUAUUUAGGAUUGCCUUCCUAAUUUUUGUUGUACUUGCACAGACUGACACAACUCCAUUUCAUGAGACGGCUUCCAGACAAGGUGAAGCCAAUGCAGAUCAAGCAGAUGAACAACUUAACAAUGAGGCAAGUAUAAUUUUGAAAACUGUUGGUAUUUAUAAAAUUAUGAAUUUGGUACGUGUUCAUAAUCCCAUUCCUGACUUCAGGAUACACGAGAGCCUAUGAAUGAGAUCACGAAAGAGACACCUGGUUCUCCAAUAGCUCAACAGAAUAUUGAGACUCCAGUCCUUACUCCAAUUCAGACGCAGCAGGAGACUCACGAGCUUAUGAAUGAGAUCAUUUCACCAAACAUUUCCGACACACAGCCAAAUACCCGAGCUCGCAGAAAUCUUUUAACAGAGCAAAAUAAGGUAUUACUUUCAUUAAAACCUUUAAUAAAUAUACAGCAACUAUCAAAAUGACUGGAUAUCCUUGAAUCUAAACCAUCACAGGAUGUAGAAAACAGAGUUCAAAAUCCCUUUGAGAUCGGAGCAAAUGUGGAGAUUUCAUCACAAGAUGACAAUACUUGUCAUAAAUGGUAUCCAGGAAAUGUGUUGGCAACAUAUUUGGUUGAUGGGGUUGAGAUGGUGAAAGUUGAGUACUCCGUCCCGUCUCUGGACGAAAAGAAGAGGAAAAGGAGUGUUGAGACACGUGUAUCAAUUGACAGAAUACGUCCUCAACCACCACCUGAGAGAACUGGAGCGAAGAAAAGUUAUGAGCUAAUGCAGGACGUGGAGGCGUUCGACGAUGGUGCCUGGUGCGCUGGAAAAGUUAAAGUCAUUUUGUUUGAUGGCUCGUGUUUUGUCGCUUUGAACAAUUCUAAACAAGAAAUUUACUUCCACCAUUCUGAGAUUCGAAAACCAAGAAAAUGGGUAGAUGGUGUUUGGGAGAUGACAAAAAAGAAGGAAGAAGAGCAGACGCAGAGUGUGAAUCCAAGUGAAGGAGAUGGUGAUAAAAAGGGGAAGGGGAAGGCUGUCGCUUGUAAGAAAAAUGAAGCAGCUGGUCCAUCAGAAGAUGUUGUUGGGAAAAUGGCAAAAGAGAUGGAAGUAAAGCAGGGUAAGAGUGUGAAACCAAGUCAAGACGAUCAUGCAAAAAAGGGGAAGCCACAUGUUGGUAAGAAGAAGAAAGCAAAUGCUCAGCCAGUAGAUUUGCUUCCUUUUCUACAGCGAGAAGAGAAGAGGCCAAUACGACCUAGAAACCCUCCUAUACCUGUAACACCUGAGGUAAUCCUUCCAAUUGAUCCAUUUGUGACACCUGAAUUUCCUCGGUUUUCAAGGCUUGCACACUGGAUGGAUCUACGGGGCAUAUAUCGUGUGUAAGCAACUUUUUGUCCUCGCAUAAAUAUUCCUAAUUUAUUUUGUAAAAGUUUCGAUUGAUACUAGUUAAUUAUAUCAACUACAGACCGUUUUAUAUCAAUGGAAAAGAAAUUGAAAAAGAGUUCUUUCAAAAAAUGGACGAUGCAGAAAAAAAUCUCAACAAAGAGGUAAUCAACACUCUGUUUCUGUCUUUCUAUUUGAUUGUUUCAUAUGUUUAGGAAGAGAUUGAGUUGAGCUAUGCUAGAUGUCCAUGUUAUAGCAGUUCUAUAUGAAGUUUCUAACUAUAUUGUUACAUUGGCAGCACAUAAAUGUUGCAUUUGAAAUGCUAAAUUGUAAGAGGGUUGAGCAAGGUGCUUGGUUCCGCAACAACAAUCUUCCAGCAGCAUGCUUUGUACCAGUCGAUUUCUUAGAAGUGGUUGGGUACGCUUAUGAAUCUGUCAAGAAGCCACAUAAGAAGUUAUUGGAGGGCUGUGUAGGCGAACUUGUGAAAGGUUUAAUACAUCCAAAGAAGGUAUGGCUGGAAGAUGUUGAUGUUAUAUAUGGUGUCAUUGAAGAUAAGUUGAGCUAUCACUAUAUUGGGGUGGAGAUACAAUUGAUGGACAACACAAUCACACUCUUCCAUUGUGGUCUUCCAAAAGCAAAUAUCAAACGUGCUCUUAAUAAAAUCCAAGAACUGGCAGGUAAAAAUAUUAAUUUUAUCAUUCAGUGUAGAAAAAUCAGUUUAAUUUAUAUUGUUACAUUGAUAAUGGAUAGGAUUGUGAAAGUAUGCGUAUCCUGAAAAAAGAAUUUUAGCUAAUUUAGAAAAUAAAAGUUUGUCACUUGCUGCUUGUGCUUGUGAUGCAUUUUUACAUAUUCAUUUUGUUGUCUGUUGGUGAUUGAUUUAUUGUAUCAUUUUGGGUAUUUAUGACAGUUUUGAUUAGUGCCAUAAAGAUGGAACUUCUUGGUGAAGAGGUUAAUUUCGAAGAUAUCAGUCCAUUUGAAGUUAAGUUUGUAGAAGGGCUUCCAAAGACAAAAUUUCCAUACAACUGUGGUAUUUUUGUUGUGAAGAUGCUGGAAUGCAGGUCACUGGGAUUGAAGAGCAUGGCUAAUAUAAAUGAUGAAACUGCGAUGGACUUACGAAGCAAGCUAUGUUGUGAGAUCUUCGACCAGUUUAUGGAUAAAGAUUUCCAGGAAGGUCAAAGGAAGUGAAAAUGUUCUGUUUUCUGUUUCUGUCAUAUUUGUUCUGUUUUCUACUCUGUUUUUCUACUUUGAUAUUAAUUAUCCCUAACGUUUAAGUUUGAGUUUGUAAUGAAUUAUCCCUAACGUUUUUUUCAUUUAGAUUGUUAUUGAAAAUUUUUUAGGAUGUAUUGAUGAAUUGUCAAAUGCUUAUGGUACUUUUAGGAUGGGUUUCCAGAAAAAGAGUGAGAAAGCAAAAUGCACCAAAGCCUAGCAUAUUCCUUUAAAGUUUACAAAAAAAAUGAAAAAGUAAGUGAUCCGAUGUUGAUUGAACUCGUGAACUCUCGAAAGAUGAAUCAAAGUGUGCAGCCGCUGUGCCAAGGGUGUUAUACUUGCCAAAAGAUAUAAUAAAACGAGAAUAACUUUUGAAUAUUUAAGUAAAAACAGAAAAAAAUGUGAGUAUACACAACGGGGAUCGAACACGGCUUAUUGUGUGAUAAGGGUACACUAAGAGUAGAAGGGCUUGCCACUAGGCUAUGGUGGAUAUUCGAUAUUAGAGUAAAUGUGAACUUAUUUAUUCACAGACGAUAGAUUUAUAUGAUCUGGAUAUCAUUUUAGGUAUUCAGGAUAGCUUUCCAAAAACAAAUUCCUUUAAAGUUUACCAAAAAAAAAAUGAAAAAGAAUGUGAUCUGAUGUUGAUUGAACUCGUGAACUCUCGAUAGAUUAAUCCAAGUGUGCAGCCGCUGUGCCAAGGGUGUUAUACUUACCAAAAGAUAUAAUAAAACGAGAAUAACUUUUGAAUAUUUAAGUAAAAACAGAAAAAAAUGUGAGUAUACACAACGGGGAUCGAACACGGCUUAUUGUGUGAUAAGGGUACACUAAGAGUAGAAGGGCUUGCCACUAGGCUAUGGUGGAUAUUCGAUAUUAGAGUAAAUGUGAACUUAUUUAUUCACAGACGAUAGAUUUAUAUGAUCUGGAUAUCAUUUUAGG